AUGAUAAAUCCAUGUCUUAUAUUCUUGAUAUCAAGCUUAGGAUUUCCAUCAGUGCGAGCUGGAUAUGCGCCUAAGCUAUGUGAUUGUCCAACGACGCCACUUGUCAGGCCCGGAGGGAACCUUUCUGACAACGAAGAAGCAUACCGCUUGGCGCGGAAAUUGCAAGCGGAUGAAGCUCUCAGAAAAUGGUUGAAGAAGACAGAUCCAGGGUUCGGAGCGGAAGAAUUGCCUACUAUUGCACUUGCUACUAGUGGUGGUGGCUAUCGAUCACUACUUUCAGGUGCAGGCGUAGUUCAGGCCUUGGACUCACGAGAUUCUAACUCGAGCGUUAGCGGUCUAUACCAAGCUCUCACAUACCACUCCGGCUUGUCAGGUGGUGGAUGGAUGGUAUUCUCGAUUGCCGGAAAUAACUAUCCGACUAUCAGCCACCUAAAGGAAAAAAUUUGGAAAAACUCUUUCAAAUCCAACUACUUCGCCCCCAAGAACCUAGUAUUUUCAUACCACGAAGAUAAAGUGGUGACUGAUGUCUUGGAAAAACAGGCUGCUGGCUUCAAUACGUCUCUCGUUGAUCGCUUCGGCCGACUUUUAACCCGCCAAUUUCUCGGGAAAUUUGAUGACUCCUCAACCACUCUUUCUUCCAUCGCAAGUAUGUCUAAUUUUACUUCACAUUCCGCACCGAUUCCUAUAAUAACUGCCUUGGGUACUGAAAGCGUGCUCGAUAAAUGUAGGGUCGAUAAUAACUCUACAACUUAUGAGUUUACUCCCUUUGAAUUUGGUAGUUGGGAUCGUAAUAUCAACGCAUUCACUCCGAGCGAGUAUCUUGGAACCCAAAUAAAUAACGGGAAUCCACUGAACGAUUGUGUAAGGAAUUACGAUGAUCUUGGAUUUCUCAUGGCAACCUCGAGUAAUAUACUCGGUACAAUCUGUUCCCCUGAUUACAAGCCUCCAGGUCGUUUCCGCUCUGCAAUCAAUCGUGUUGCAUCAUAUAUAGUCCGAAUUCCUAAGCCUGAGACCAAUGAUAUGCUGGCUAUGUAUAGAAAUCCAUUUUACAAUUAUACCUCGCCAACGGCAGAUACCAGCCUCGAAAACCCAAUUUCCGACCAAGAAAUUCUGAAGCUGGUAGAUAGUGGUCUGACCCUACGAAAUAAUCCUAUUAGCCCAUUGCUACAGCCAGCCCGCAAAGUUGACGUUAUAUUGGUGAAUGAUAACAGCGGUGACUUCGAUGGACGAUACCCGAAUGGAACUCGGAUCGAAACGUCCUAUAUCCAUUCUUUUGAAGCCGGAUUAUCUCGUAUGCCAUUCAUACCAUCUCCUGAGAUUUUCGUGUCAAAAGGGCUUAAUACUCGAGCUACCAUCUUUGGAUGCGGCGAUCCAGGCAAGACAACACUCGUUUAUUUACCCAAUAACAUAUAUACCUAUGAUUCAGGGGUCUCGACAUUCAAACUUAACUUUUCACCUAAAAGUACAGAGGCCAUGAUUCGAAACGGGAAUCAAAUCGCAACUCAGGGCAAUCAAGAGGACUGGCCAGUCUGUCUCGGCUGCGCGCUGAUGAUGAAUACAAAACAGAAACUACCAGAGGCCUGCUCUGCGUGUCUUGCCAAGUAUUGUUACAACCCAUGA
Messenger RNA from Blumeria graminis f. sp. triticale, 1620 nucleotides. The record is from the annotation of a GenBank genome assembly. Lineage: Eukaryota; Fungi; Ascomycota; Leotiomycetes; Helotiales; Erysiphaceae.